Mercenaria mercenaria is the source of this 7704-nucleotide messenger RNA. Its product is annotated as nuclear pore complex protein Nup214-like. Gene Ontology annotation, biological process: protein import into nucleus; RNA export from nucleus. Gene Ontology annotation, cellular component: nuclear pore. The coding region runs from base 342 to 6668 and encodes 2108 amino acids. Gene Ontology annotation, molecular function: structural constituent of nuclear pore; protein binding. Lineage: Eukaryota; Metazoa; Mollusca; Bivalvia; Venerida; Veneridae. The record is from RefSeq and is a predicted model, not a curated record. The transcript has 35 exons.
CCCUUAUGCUGAUAAUAUGUAAGGGAUGGGUACACUUAUCAUUUUGUAUGUAACAGUGAGGGUAAUCAGAAUAGGAGACACGUUCCUGUGUCCCAUUUGUGCUGAUCCCACCAACUAACUCCAUAAACUAACACUGAAAAUACUUUGUAAAUACGUUUUGGGUAGUUUUCUUGUUACUAACAGUUACAUUUGAUGUUCGAGAUUUGUUUAAACUGUUUCUGACUUUUUGUGACGUAAACUUUGGAGCGCAGUAUAUUUUGAAGCAGGUGUCCGAAAACGGGUUGUACAACUUCCGGUUAAUGGAAAAGUGGGUCAGCCAUGUUGGAAAGGAUAUCUAAAACAUGCUGCGGGAUGAGGACUUCAAGUUCCAGCAGCUCUGUAGAGUUCGUGUGACUGACACUCCCUCAACACUUCCACAGAACAGAUCUUCUUUGAUAGCAGCAUCAUCUAAAUAUGCUGUCACCUUUGUUGGAGUGCAAAAAGGAUUUAAAGUAUUGAGGACAUCUGACUUUGUUGUUUUUGACCAGAGGCAUUCAUCAGAUCGUUUGAAGCACAUUAUCACCGACUUCCCGGUUUUAGCGGAUGUCAAUAUAGGCUAUCAGGUCACACAUAUACAACUGAGUGCUGAUGAGCUGACAUUAGCUGUGGCCAUCACCAGGCCUGAACAUGCUGUUGUUUACCUAUAUGAUGUCUGUAACUUUGCUGCACAGGUUUCUGGAACUGUGGCAGCGUCACAUAUGAUAGUUGGAGAAGGAAACCAACAAUUAAAUGAUCUUUCCUGGAAUCCUGCAGAUCCAAAUUUACUCAUCAUUUGUUAUUGUACAGGAAGACUUGAUGUCUAUGUUGGAAAAGAUAGAAAAUCUUCAUUGUCCUCCGCAAGGGCUAAAUGUGUUUGUUGGAGCCCUAGAGGAAAACAGCUUGUUGUUGGGCGAGAUGAUGGUACACUGGUGCAGUAUGACCCAGAUCUAAAUGAAAAAAGGAAAUGGGACUGUCCAAAUAUCUUAACUACAGCUUCUGAAGCUUUUGAUGUAGUAUGGUUAUCCACAUAUAGCUUUCUAGUGGCCUAUAUUGCUCAUGGAGCUGAUAGUGGGGAGCAACCAUCUGUCGUACUGAUCAAUGGCGCAAAAGAUGCACCUGCUACAUAUGUUAACUUUGAAGACAUGUGUUUUGGGACAGGCGAGGAAAGAGAAAGGAAAUAUUAUUUCAAUUUUGUACAGAAAUGGGACAUGGUAUUGGCAGCCUCCAGUAAUUCUGCAGAGAUUGGUAUAGUUGGAAAACAUCUUGAUAAUAAGAGUACAUUGGAAAGAUGGAACCUGGAUGAUUCAGCAAGGGCAGAGUGCCCCCUCACUGAUGAUUAUGCUGAUACUUACCCUAUGGGAUUUGCCGUAGAUUUCUCUUCACAGACCCCUAUACCUCUAGGAGAUGAGAAGACACACCCACCGUCACCUCUUAUGUUGAUACUGUCUACAGAAGGGCUGAUCCUGCCCUAUCAUAUGAUGUACAUGCAUCAAUCUGCUCCUGCUAUAUGUGUUCCCGCCCAGGCACUGCCAGCAGCUGCAACAAGACAAGCUACAGGUGUACCAGCCACACCUUCCUCUCAACAAGGUGUUGUAAAAAAUUUGUUUGGCUCUGGAACAACCCAGCCCAUUUCUAAACCAGCUGCAACUGGUUUUGCCUUCACUGCUGCUAGCUUAGCUGGUUCUUCUACAACAAAGUCUGGAGCAUCCAGUCCAUUUUCUUUUGCUGCACCAACAUCAGCAGAAACAGGGACAAUACCAAAAUUUGGUGCUGGGCUUAGCUUGGCUGGUUCCACAACUCAGUCUGGAUCUGCUGCUGGUUUCUCACUGGCAACAGGAACUGGGGUACCAGCUGCAAAAUCUGAUCAAUCAGAACCAAAGCCACCAUUAAAUACAGGAUUUGGCUCCACUGCUCUGGCUGGUUCCACAAAUAAGUCUGGAGCCAAUGCUGGUUUCUCAGUUACUCCAAGUUUUGGGGCACCAACUACAGCAGGUGGGAGUUUCAGUUUUUCCACCAGUACUAAUGGGGCUUCAGGAUUUGGAGCCAAGAAUUCCAUAGCUACAGACGCAGUAGGAUUUAAAACAACCAUUAAUUCUGCAGCAUCAAGUACACCAGGAUUCACCUUCGCAGCAAAGGUCACAGAACCAGGACCCCAAACUUCAGGGCUCAGUUUCAAACCAGCAACAACAAGUAAAACUCCAACACCUUUGUUUGGUCAAAGCAGUCAAAGUCAGGCACCUACACCAACAUUUGGUCUCUCCGCCCAAAAGACAGCAACGGCAACCACGACAGCAGCAGCACCAGUAUUGCCGGCAUUUGGGAAAGCUCCAACAGCAUCAGUCGCCAAUGCAUCAGCAUCUGGUAUUGGAUCUACAACUGCAGCAGUUAGUAAACCAGUCCCAAGCUUUACAGGUCAGAGUUCAGCUUUCACAGGAAUGCCGUCUGCUGCAAUAGGAAGACCAUUACCCAAAUCUGAUAGUCAGACCUCAGAUCUGGGUCAGUCAGCAGGCACCUUUGUUCCAAAGUCACCAACUCAAGCCCCUCCCCCACCUGCAUACCCAGCAUCUGGUAUAGCUCCGCAGUCGCCAAAGUUUGCUCCACCUCCACAGUAUCCUAGCGAUGCUCCACAGUAUACUGGCGAUACUCAAGAUGGUCGACAAGAACAAGGGGAGACAACUGAUGAAGUUGACAAGCAAUUUUCAAAGAGUAUUUUAGAUGAGAUUGAACAUUUUGGGAAAGAGCUUGCAGACUUCAGGCAUAAAGCAAAGCGUACUGACUACAUUGUGGGUACCAAAGAUGAUAUGAAACGUCUUAAACAACAAACGCAGGAAAUGGACAAUUUCUGUACAGAAAUAAAAACCACAGUUCAGGAAGAGAAUAAAGAAGUUCAGGAUCAGAAGGCACUGGUACUAGACAUGUUCUCUAUGGUAGAGGAGUGUAGACUGAGGCAACAUAUGAACACAGAUCAUAAAUAUCUACAUCUACUCAAGUCAAGAGCGCUGGAUCCCGGCAGUGCUGAGAAAUUACAGCAGUUACAGCUACAGUAUCAGGUGUUAGAUCAAGGUUUGAGAGAUGUGGAUCUUAUCUUAGACACACAGUGGGAAGAGUACCAGAAUAGAAAGAAGAAUAGAACAAACAGAGUACAAAAUCCAACCAAUGAUGCUGUAUAUAGAGUUGUGAAGAGUAACAGUAACCUGAUUACAGCACAGAAAAACAAACUGAAGGAACUCGAGGAAAGAUUGAAACAACUCAAACUGUACAAUAAAACAUCAGCCUGGAAUAAUACCACAUCUUCCUUCAGCAGUGGAGACACAACAACAGAGUUAUCAAACUUGGCAGACACUCUCCUGUCAGGGAAUCCAGUUCAGUCUAAAAAUGACCCUCCAGUGAAGGAGGAAAGAAGAGUGGACAGGAACAGACUGGAGAGGUUGAGAGAACACCUUUGCAGACGCAAUGUAUCAGUUGUACGCUCAACAAAGCCUGGAAACUUGUCAGUGUUGAAGAUUCCAGAUAGCCAGCUUGAGAGGUCUGUGUUCAGAAAUUCACAGCAGCAACUUUCAGAUCUAGAAGGCGUCCAAAGGAAUGCAGGUGAGUUUGUUGGUAUGUUCAGACGUACUACAGCUGCACCAAAUACUGAUGGACAAAGAGAUAACCGUACGUCCUCUCCGCAGACAAACAGCAGACAGACAGUGACGUCUCAGAAUGAGAGAAAUACUCGGGAUCAGGUGAAGGAUAAAACGGAGAAGGAUGGCAAGAUGUCCAAGUUUUUCAAUAAGAUUAUUGAAAAAGGUGCAGAGAAAAUUGAUCAACUUUUCCCACCGAAAUCACAAGCUAAACUUACUGUGACUUCCAACCAAGGACUUGGUGCGAAAGUUAAAGAACCUACACAACAAGUUCCACAAAAUGCCACCAUCCCAAAGACAAUUCAGACCAUGUUUCCGGGCACACAGGAUGGACAAAGUCACUUGACAAGGGUGAAGGAGAUCAAUGGUAUAAAGUUUGAAGAUAUAACACCAAGCGGUUCAGAGAACGAUGUGGGUGACACAGAGGAAGACGAUGAAUAUGACGAAGAUUCCAGCGAGAGUAACGAUCAGGGAUUUGGUUUAGAGUACAGUCUGACAUCUACAGCUGUGUCCGGUGAUACAAUAACUUCAACACCCAUCACAAUUAAGGGCACCUCCAAGCCUUUUACACAGGACAGUUCUAGAUUACCCGCUACAAUGACAACCAGUACACCAGUCGGCAGAAAGUUGUUCGGCACUGAGGACACUAAACCAGCUGCAGGCUUUAACUUCGGAGCAGCAUCUGCAUCGGUAGAAGCUAAAACAAAAUCAGAAUCCAAGCCUUUCAACUUUGCUACGACUGCAACUGCAGCAACAACAUUUGGCAGCCAAUCAGAAAGUAGCAAGCCACAGACUGGUUUCAACUUUGCAGUUACUGGGACACCCACUUUCGGUAGUAAGGCAGAGACACAGUCAGCCACAAGUAAAGUAGACCAGACGUUACCAAAAAGCUCAGCUGAAGGCAAACCUGCACCAGGUCAGAUUACUGGGUUGUUUGGUAAACCUAAACCAACAGCUACAGAAGCUGUAACAUCAGAGACCAAGCCAGAAACUACUGUAACAUCCGCAAAACCAGCAGUGCCCUUUGGUCAGCCCACAACCUUGACUACAAGUUCUGGUCUUUUUGGUCAAAAUAAAACCACAUCAGCCCCUACUCCAGCAUUUGGACAGCCUACAGCCGUUACAGCUUCACAGGGACUAUUUGGACAACCCAAAGAUACGGGAUCAUCUGUGAUUGGACAGCCCUCAGAUGCAGUGACAUCUACAAGUGAUUUAGGGGAGACCACUCCACAAGCAGACUCGUCUCUUGGUACAGCUUCUGGCGGACUUUUUGGUCAACCUGCAUCCGUAAGUAAACCUCCAGAAGGUUUAUUUGGCCAGUCAACAACAUUAGGGGCAGGGUUGUUCGGACAGUCAGUUUCAUCUUCGGCUGGUUCCACUAAUCUGUUUGGACAAGGAAGUACUACAGCUACAGCCACUUCAGAUGAUCAGUCUUCCUCUGUUACAACAACAACAACUUCCUCUGGAAUUUUUGGACAAAAAACUGACUCGGCAACUACAGAAGGGGCAUCAGGGCAGACAUCAGCAAGUGCAGCUAGCACUGGAUUAUUUGGUAAACCAGCAGGAACGACAGCUGUCAGUGCAUUUGGCCAUACUUCAACAAGUUCUGAAGGUCAGACUGCUUCAAGUUCAGGUUUAUUUGGCAAGACUGCGACCACUUCUGGGACCAGUCUAUUUGGCCAGACUGCAACCACUUCUGGGACCAGUCUAUUUGGCCAGACUGCUACCACUUCUGGGACUGGUCUGUUUGGUCAGUCAGCAACAACUUCUGGAAGCAGCCUGUUUGGUCAGACAACAACAACAUCUGGAGGCAGUCUAUUUGGCAAGUCAACAACAACUUCUGGAAGCAGUCCAUUUGGCCAGCCUGCCACCACCAGUUCUGUCAGCAGUUCUUUUGGUCAAGCAGCUACAACAAGUGCUGGGACAGGUUUGUUUGGUCAGACGUCCAGUACUACAACUGCUUCAACAGGAUUAUUUGGCCAAGCAACAACUACAGCAAGUAGUGGAGGUCUGUUUGGUCAGACCCCAUCUUCUGGAUCAAGUUCAUCAGGUGGUUUGUUUGGACAGCAAGGAGGAUCACUGUUUGGUCAGACAUCUACAAGUGGAACAGGAGGUCUGUUUUCCGGCCAGACUGCAACAUCUAGUGGAGGUGUGUUCGGCCAGUCCACAACAUCUACAUCAGGUGGGUUAUUUGGUCAGUCCACUACUUCAGGGGGUGGUGGGUUGUUUGGCUCUGCUGGUGGGUCAGGAUUUGGGACAGCCACAUCAGGGCCUGGGUUUGGAUUUGGACAGACGGCUACAUCAGGGUUUGGCCAACCAGCAUUCGGCCAGACAUCUGGGUUUGGACAGUCAUCUAGUUCCAGUUCUCCAUUUGGUCAGUCCAGCACAGACACUACAAGUGGAGGGAAUGGAGGAAUGUUCAGUGGCUUAGGAGGGAAACCAAGUGCAGAGAAAGCAAACACUAACGUAUUUGGAACAGCUCAACCAUUUGGAUCCUCUCAGGCUAACACACAAGGUCUGUUUGGGAGUGGAACCAGUCAGGCGUUUGGUGGGGGAACCAGUACAGGCGGAGGAUUUUCCUCGGGUGGAGGAUUUACUGGUGGGACAGGGGUAGCUGCAACAGGAUUUGGAGCGGCUAAACAAACCGGUACAGGUGGAUUUGGUGCUGCACCAUCAUUUGGAAGUGCCCCUGCAUUUGGAGGAACACCUGCAUUUGGCAGCUCACCAGCAUUUGGAAGCCCACCAGCAUUCGGUAGUGGAGGUACACAGGGAGGGUUUGCAGGGGCUCCUACAUUUGGCUCACCUGCUGGUUCAACAUUUGGAUCAGUGGCACAAGGAGGGGGCGGAGAAAGUGCUGGCUUUGCAGGAUUUGCUGCUGCUGGCAGUCCCACAUUUGGAGCACUUGCCCAGUCUACUGAUGCACCCACCUUUGGUUCCAUGGGCCAGUCACCAAACGCUGGAGGGUUUGGAGGCAACAGUGGCAAUGCUUUUGGGUCAAGUCCAUCCUUUACUGGCUACAGAGGUUAAUAGAUCAUUAACAGUCAACAGGAAUUCAGAGAAAUGCUAUUAAAGGACAUUCAUCAUUCAGAGUGUUUUUCUUUGUUGUGUGACAAUUGACUUCUUGUCUCCUUGUAUUCAUUCCUCAUUUAGAUCAAAGUUAAAUGCUAAGUUGUAGAAAGGACUUUAUCUCGAGUUAUAUUCUAUUAUACAUAAUUUUUUAAAAAAAAUGUAUUUUUCUUCAGUGAAAUUAUUGAUGUUGAGAAAAUAUGAAAUUAGAUAUCAAAUUCAUCAUUAGUUUGAGAAUGUUAAAAUGUUUAUGCUACUUCGCCCAUUCUAAACGCUUUAUACAACGUAUGCAAACAUCAAAUCAACCGGAUGUUUGGCAACAUAAAGGAAUCGUUCCUGCAUACCACAAAAGUACAGUAGUUCUUUUGUCACCUGUAGAACAUUGGAUGGAUGACACUGUUGGAAGAAUGAUCUUUUCAAGCACGUUCUGUUGAAAUCUUGUUCAAAUAACGUUUUCCAUUCUUGUCAAGUCUUCGAUUUUUGUAUAAAAAUUGUAAUCAUGUUUCAUAUGAUGUGGUGAUGUUACAACUUAGAAAUUUGUUAAGCAAUUCUAUUUCUGUUUCAUUUCUCAGCUCAGUUUACACUACAUCUUUGUCACAGCUUGAUAACUUUGCAGUAAAUCGUCAUCUGAUUAAACAAAAGGUGUUUCUCUUAAAAUAAUGUUAUUAGAUAAGACUUAUCUUUACUAUAUGUUCUUUAAAACCCUUACCCUGCUAUAUUUCUAUAAUGGACUGGUCCAUCUUUCAAUUUGGACAGUACCACUUAUUAUUCAAAGGGGUUUUCACUGAAAAUUUACUGACUGAAUAGCGAACAGUGCAGACCAUGAUCAGACUGCGCGGAUGUGCAGGCUGAUCUUGGUCUGCACUGGUCGCAAAGGCAGAAUCAAUCGUGUCCAGCAUGAUAAGUGUUAAAUGUAUUAAACUGUGUCAUUUUGCUGUGUCUUGCAUCUGUUUGUAUGCUGUAUUAAAAUAAUUGAUUAAAGAACAUGAACAUUGAA